CGCUCCGUUCUGAGUCUCGGGUGGACUCUCUUCUUUUUGGAAGUUCCAAAGUCUUUGUAACCGAACGGGAAGUUAAUGGCUUCGAUCUUCGCCGCGCCGCCGUCUCAACUGAAUCUCUGUUCUCGCCGCUCAAGUUCGAAUCGCAGAGCCCUUCUCCCCUCCAUUGUCGGCGUUAAACUUCACUCGAGCGGCUUUCCAGUUCCUUCUUUCAGGUUCAGGCACACCAAAGGAUUGGAAUUAAGCCAAAGAUCUUUUUCUAUAACAGCAUCAAAUUCCUCAGAUGGGAAUUCCAUUAAGGAGGAAGCAACUGGUGAUGCCCAAGGUCCUCCAUUUCUUACCAUUUUGGCUGGAUUUUUUGUCUUCUCCCUCAUAAUUUGGAUGAUCAGUUCUGCUUUCACGUCACUUAUAGGACUAGUCGUCAAGCUGAUCCCGGCAAAGUAAUGUAGCAUUAUUGUAGCUCUAUCACAACUCACUUUUAGCUAGUUUUAGCUUAUAUCUAGUGCAUAAUUUUUAUUUUCAUCUCAAUUACGCAUAGCUUCAGCCUUCAAAUAAUGUUUGAUCUGAA
Messenger RNA from Momordica charantia (bitter melon), 565 nucleotides. RefSeq lists its product as uncharacterized. NCBI's taxonomy places the organism in Eukaryota, Viridiplantae, Streptophyta, Magnoliopsida, Cucurbitales, Cucurbitaceae. The record is from RefSeq and is a predicted model, not a curated record.